Messenger RNA from Nothobranchius furzeri (turquoise killifish), 2874 nucleotides. RefSeq names its product PRELI domain-containing protein 1, mitochondrial. Gene Ontology annotation, biological process: phospholipid transport. Gene Ontology annotation, cellular component: mitochondrial intermembrane space. Gene Ontology annotation, molecular function: phosphatidic acid transfer activity. NCBI's taxonomy places the organism in Eukaryota, Metazoa, Chordata, Actinopteri, Cyprinodontiformes, Nothobranchiidae. The record is from RefSeq and is a predicted model, not a curated record.
GUGGUUUUCGAAGCGUCAGGUGACCCAACAUGUCUGCCAUUUUUUGCAUAAUGCCUUCAAUUAGCGUUCAAUAACGUUACGCGCUUUGUUGGAUUGAAGUUUAACAAAGUGUGAGUUCACGCAUGCUUAGGACAUUAAAACGUCAUAAAUACUUCAGAAAGGACUCUCCCAGACCUUGGAUGGAGUCAGCAUUAAAGUUUUUGUUGUGCUGCUUCAUCACACGGAGGGACCUCGGGUUUCAGGAGUCGGGCUGUGGUGCACAUCGGCGUGAGAAAAAUGGUCAAAUACUUUUGUAACAACACAGACAUCAAGAGUACGUGGGACCAUGUUGUCUCUGCUUUUUGGCAGAGAUAUCCUAAUCCAUUCAGCACCCAUGUCCUCACCGAGGACGUUGUGUACCGAGAGGUGACAGCGGACAACCGGCUCCUCUCCAGACGCCUGCUAAUGAAGACCAAUCGGCUGCCUCGCUGGGCCGAGUGUUUGUUUCCUGCCGGCAUGUCUCGCUCCGUCUACAUCAUAGAGGACUCCGUCGUGGAUCCCGUUAGCAGGAGCUUGACCACCUACACCUGGAACCUCAACCACACAAAGCUCAUGUCUGUGGAAGAGCGUUGUGUUUUCCAAGACUCGGCCAAGCAGCCGGCAGCCACACAACUGAAACGGGAGGCGUGGAUUUCUUCAAGCGUUUUUGGGUUUUCUAAACCCAUCCAGGAGUUUGGAUUGGCUCGCUUCAAGAGUAACCAGGUGAAAGCCAUGAAGGGGCUGGAAUAUGCUCUGUCCAACCUACAAGGAGAAACGCCCCAACGGCUGCUCAGGGACACGGUGAAGGACGCAUCAGAGAAGGCCAAAGAGGCAGCGAAGACCCUGGCCUCUGCUGCUGCUGGCUCCGCCCCUCAGAAACCCCAACAGUACGUCUGACGGGGAGGCGUGGCAGCUGCCGCACUGACACCUCCACCUUUUGAUCAUCCUGAGGUGUGAAAUCUGUUGAAUUGACUCCCCUGCUUAAACGUUUACCUCUUCCUGUCGGCACUCACUGUAGAUGUCUGUUCUGAUCUCAGGUUCGGAGUUUUGUAUCAAAAUUUCUGCCUUUUAAGCAUCUUUUACAGCUUUAACUGUGAAUUUGUCUACAGAAGACUGGCUUUACUUUCUUUUGUGCAUUUUUACAUUUAAUUACAGCAAGUUCGCAUUAGACCAAUUUUUAAAGGUGUGGAACACUGAAAUAACAUUUUUUAAAUUAUUAUUUCUGAUUGUAAUUGGUCCCUCAGUUUUUCAUGCAGGCUGAACAUGAAAAUGGUCUCCUACACCUAUCUCCUGCAUUAACUUCUGAUAUUCUGAAAAUAUAUGGUGAAGCACUAGGAUUAGAAAAGCCUGACAGCUCUACUUCACACUGUCCCUUAACAUCACCCAUCUUGACCCAUGAUGACGUAGGUUUAACGUCCAGGAAACAGCAGAGAAGGUCUCGACAAGUAGCAGCUUAGCUAGCAUUAGCAAUUCCACCACACAGCAGAACUUCUCCAGGCUUGUGAUAUUUGUGGAGAUAAAACAUCCACGAUGCAAAUCAGUGAUAGUCGUGUUGCUGUUAUCCAAUCCAUGGCACGAUGCCCAAAUAUCAGCAAAUAAGACUCCAAAACCUGCCGUCUGAAGCUCAGCUGUGGUGAUGUGGGUCACUACUAGUUUUUGGAAAUGGUGCACCGUUGGUUGUUUUUUUUAACCUUUAGUACAACUUAAGCAUGAUUUAUACUUCUCCGUCAGCUCCGCAGGGGAGAGACGCAGAGACGUUUUGCUCUUUGACUUCUCCGUCACCUGAGGAGUGUUGUAAAGCAAUUCCCCGCCAGGACAACAGAGGGCGUAGCGCUUUCCUGUGGUAUCAUGCCACCGUUAGUAUCUGGUCAACGAUAGUCGAUUUACUAAUGUGUUUAUAUAUUUCAGAAACUUAAUAACACUGAAUCAUUUGUCCUCUAAAUUAUGCUCUAACCCACAUUUCCCAUCAUUUCUAUCCACGAAUAAAACUUUUGCUCCAUAUUUUUGUACCCCUUCAGUCACGACUGAAUAAACGUUCAUAUUUUUGGACUUUUUCUGCGAUGUGAUCUUAAAUCUUCGUCUGCCGCUAAGAAUCUUUUUGCUUUUUAAAGGGGCAAUGGCUGUGCUGUUGACAAAUUUACAGGAAGUGGCAUCCUGACCAAUCACAAGCUUGCGGUCUCCAUCACUCUCGACGGAUGUUUAAAAAUUCGAGCACGUCUCCGUCAUCCUCUUUGCGAGCCUGUCAGAGAGCCCUUAUGACGACGCAUAAUGGCGCCGCGCGUCCCCGCAUCGACUCAGACACAAAGUAGGGUUUACAAGGCAUUCAUUCCUACUAGAGACCACCGCUAAUGUCUCCAUUAAACGAGUGUUCCACACCUUCAGUGUUUCAUGGACUUCAGUCAAAGAAGGAAGAUGAGAUUGUUAAAACUGUAAUGUGUAUUUAUUAAAUACUUUUAGAUUUCAUGUUUGAAUUUAAAUGAGCUUAAAUCUGUCUGACAGAAACACGUUUGUUACCGUGGUAACUGUCCCACCAUCACAAAGGUGCAAUAGUGAAACUAGAGCAUCACAUUGGUGAUUUUAACAUUUCUGUGACUGCAUUCCUGUAAAUUAGGAAUCAUCUGGAUUUUUGUUUGUUUUUGAGCAAAAUGCAAACUAUAGUUGAUGAAAACUAUAAAUGUGAUGUUUGCGUUGAUGGUUUAGGAUUAGGCGCGUGUGGUAUUCGGUUCAUGUUUAAUUUAAUUUAAUCCAAUUAUGAAAUAUAUUAAAAAUGAAAACCGUAGAGGCACUGUGGAUGCUCAGUGACACAUUUAAAACAUUUCUUUGUUGACUCUUGUUGAAUAAAAACUGAUCAUUUAU